This is a messenger RNA of Saccoglossus kowalevskii, 684 nucleotides long. RefSeq lists its product as uncharacterized. NCBI's taxonomy places the organism in Eukaryota, Metazoa, Hemichordata, Enteropneusta, Harrimaniidae. The record is from RefSeq and is a predicted model, not a curated record. Gene Ontology annotation, cellular component: intracellular anatomical structure.
AUUUAUACACAAGGGCCGGGCAAACUCAUCGAUCGUGAGUUGAGAUCAACGAUAUUAGAGUCAUUGGGUUAAACGAUUAUUAUAAUGGAUCCAAAAGUUCCACUAAAUGAGACGUUGGAGGUUCGGAACAUUAUCAACAAAUUGCAGCUGAUCCCGCAUACAGAAGGGGGAUAUUUCAAAGAAACUUACAGAUCUGGUUCAGAGCCGAUGGCAUCACAUGGUCUAACUGACGUUAGUGGCGCUUUGAUGAAGCCUGGUGGACGCAGAUACUCCGUUCGUAAUGUCAGCACAUCUAUAAUGUACCUACUGACCAAGAAUUCCCCGAUAGAUUUCUUGCAUCGAGAUGAAUCCGACAUCGUGAGGUAUUAUCAUGGCGGUGGAACGAUUCUGGUUCACACAGUGUCACCCGAUGGAAAACUUCAUCAACAUAGGCUGGGGAUCAACCUUGAAGCGGGAGAAGUUCCACAGUUGGUGACGCCCAGUGGGUACUGGGAAGCUUUGGAGCUAGUUAAUGGCGACUGGGCUCUACAGGGGGAAUCAGUGGCCCCAGGCUUCGACUAUCGUGAUAUGGUUUUAGGGACCAAGGAAACAAUUUCACAUUUUUCAGAAGAUAUUAGAGACGUUUUACAAAGGUGUGUGCUUUUUGGAUGACUGGCUGUUAUCGUUACUAAACAAAAUUCUCGU